AUGAAGUAUAAGAAGAAGGAAAGGAGGAGCUCAUAGUUUGUAUGUUUAUCUAAUUUGUAGAUAUCUUUAUCGAUACUUUAUGCUUUACACGUAGGUGAGCUGGCUGUCUUAAAUACGUAUCACACGAAGAUGGAAUCGAAUUGUGAUGAGACAGAUGGAUGUCUUGAUGAUGUCGGAUCUGAUUCUGAGGAGGUGGAAGAUGAGGAAGAGGUCAUGAACGGUAUAUAUCCCUAUGAUGCAGUUCUGUCAGCAUGGAAUCUGUUACCUAGUGAUUUAAAAAAAAGAGUGAGCCAUACGUUGAAGAUAUCUACUUUCUGGUGGCACAUUUUACUUCGACAAGAGGAAGAGCACAGCACCACCAUAUGGGGUAUCAUGGCAGGAUUUCUUGACUCGAAUGUAAAUAGUGAUUUAAGCCUACAGAGACUGGAGCGCAUUGAAAUUCUGGAAAGCAUUCUCAGUGCUAUGGAGAGAGGAUGGUUGUCUGACAAGCUAACAAAGCAAUUAAUACCAAUGAGUGCCUGUUUUCAAAUAUCAGAUAGUGACCUCACAGAGGAGGCACUUGCAUGGCUGGCAAAGACAGGAGAGCCCAAUAUUGUGAGAAAAGUUAAAAAGCUGGGCCCUCGAUAUAUUCGCUAUGAAGUCCUGAGGUUCGUCUUUGGAAAAUUUUCCCCUCUUACAACUGCAGCAGUGGCGGGUCAAAGUGUUCUUUUGAAGUUGAAAGAAGAAAUUUCUAUAGAGCCAGAGAGUUGGUCAAAAGAGAAAAGCGAGGACCUGAAAAACAAAGGCAAUGACCAGUAUCGGAAAAACAAUUUUCGCCUGGCUCUGAGGUGGUACUCCAAAGCUAUCAAGCAUCAUCCAGGUAAUCAUGUGCUCUAUGGAAAUAGAGCCAUUUGCUUUAUUCGCAUCGGAAAAUAUCUAAAAGCGAUGGGAGAUGGGAAACGUGCCAUGGUACUAAAACCAGACUGGGCAAAGGGUCACUACCGCUUCUGUGAGGCAUUAUUCCUUUUGGAACAGCGCAAGAAGGCUCUGGAAGCCAAUGAGUUGGCACAUACUCUUUGCCAGUCUGAUGAGGAGGGCAUGAAAGAACUUGAGCGACAGAGAGCCAAGUUCUUACUGGACAUGGAAGACAGCAAAGAUGAAGAAAAGCCAGAAAGACCUAAGAGGACUGGAAUGAUGAAAACCUCAAAUAAAAGGUCUCACAGUGCUACAUACACAGAGCAGCAUUGUGAUGCAGAGCCCAGAUGUGAACCUGAACAAAUGAAUGAUGAAUUGACCAAAGAAAAAGAGGAAGGACAGGACCUGAUGAGCAGUGAAGGCUAUCCUGAUGAAUCUGACAGUGGGAUACACAGUAAAGGUUGCGAAGAGACCAAAGAAACGAAAAGUCUUUUUAGUGAAAUGAAGGAAAGGAAAUCUCAUGGAGCAGAAUCAUACAACCGAGAAAAAAUGAAAAGCAGAAGUUCAGCGGAAGAGACUGCGGAUCUAAAGGAAGAGCUGGCCUGUGCUGUCCAAGAUGCCCAUAUGGCCCUGACUGAGAAGCACUGGUUCAAUGCAAAACAGGCCUUCUUCCAUGCUCUUGACAUACUGGACUCUAAUUUUCCACAGGAAUUGAGUGUAUCUGAGCUUGACAAACUCCUUCUGAUGUAUGGAUAUGGGACAGCUCUUCUGGAAAUUGGACAGCCACAGGAGCUAGCCGAAGCCAGAAAGCAGUUUCUCCAAAUGAGGUCCAGUUGUGAUGGAAAGUUUCAAUACUUGGUUAGCUAUGGAAUGGGAAAAGUAUUUCUGAAAGAAAAUAGGUUUUCAGAGGCUCUAAACCAAUUUUCGGAAGCACUGCUGGAGGUUGAGAGAAAGAUAAACUCUGAAGAACUUACAUGGCCAACCACAAAUGUCCCUGUUAAGGAAGCCCUGGUGAAAAAUAUAAGGGAUUUCCUUGAGGAGUCCAUUGAAAUUUGCAGAUUCCCACCUUUGCCAGAUGCAGUAUGCAGACACAAAAUCGGUCAAGACCAUUUAAAAAAAGAAAUUUACUUCACGGAUCCAGGGUUUAAGGGAUUUCAUCGUAUCGUAUGCAGUCAGAGUUGUGUUGUGGAAUUCCAUACCAGCUGUUGGAAGAAAUUUAAGACUGCUACAUUCUCUGACAAAACAGAUAAGGAUUUCCUACAAAGCACUUGCUUCACCCCUGACUGCACUGGCACAAUUAGUCAAGUAGUGAUUGUCGGGUCUACUGGAGUUACUAAAUGUGAGUUUGAAUCUGCCAUCCCAAAACAAACCUUGCAGAGACCAAAAAUAAAGCAACGAUCAACACGUCCUAAAGCCGUAAAAAUCAAAGAAGACCAAAAACUGAAGCACAGCAGACAGAUGGCCUCUGUUUCAGUCCAGGAUGACUUGAUCAUAGAACAGAAAGUCAGCAUUGGAGAAUGUGUCUCGAAAGGUAUUGAUGGACCAUUCCAAGCUUGGCUUGAUGAGGAUCAUGUCUUACGUCAAAUUGGUGAAAUGAGAGACAGCUUUGGAGAUGGAACCCUUGGUGUGUCUGCUUUUAUGACUUUUCUGAAGCCAUGGGCUGAAAGAGAUUUGGCCAAAGGCCUUGAGUGUCCAGGACUAAAUGAGGAGGAGCCAGCAGUGCUUAAGGAUGUGGUUGGUAUGCUUCUACAGAGGAAAAGCAGAGUGUGGGCAAGAAUAUUUAUCCAUGUUCUCAGUGCCUGUGCUGACCUGAAACCAAAGCUAUUGGAGUGGGCUCAGCAUUUGAAUAAUCAAGGUCUAAAAACAGCCAAGACAUUCAUUGAGCGUUAUGCAGAACCCUUAGAGGAAUUGGACCUUGGACUUUUGCUUAUAUUCCCCCCAUUGCAAGACGCCCUUAUUGAAAGGUUUGGGACAAUGCCGGAUUUGUUUAGCAGUGCUGAAUUAACUAUUACAGAGUACCUAAGACAGGCCUCACCACAUGAAAUGCGUUUGUUUAUCUGGACACUUGAGCAACACAGAGAUGAAUACCCCUCCUGCCAUACAGCCUUAGAUGAGUAUUUUGCAACAGAUUGUAGUUAUUUGGUAAUCAAAAAGACAGAACAUGAAAGCCCAGCUAAUCUGCAUCAUAAGAAGAGCAAGAGCAAAAGGAAAAAGCACAAAGAGCCCAACUCAAAGUCUUUUCUUGUCUUGUCUGGCAUGAGCACUGGAUCCAUAAGAGAAGAAAAAGAAGAUGAUUAUCUUUAUGAAGAGGAUUCAUUCAGCAUGCUUCUUGACAGCCUUGAUUCGUUUACCAUUCCUGAUUACCUACGAGACCAAGUUGCAGAGUUUGAAGAGGAAUGUGUAGGUGCUGGAGAUUCUAUUCAUAUUAGGAGAAAUCUAUACAAAAUUCCAGAUCCAACAAGAGAACAUUUGUAUGAUUAUUUUGCUCAAGUUUUAGAGGAACAUGGACCUUUGAAAACUGACCAUCCAUUACUUGUGGGAGAGGUAGAAAACUUCCCUUCCGAUGCUCUGAAAAAAAUUGAUGAAUCUGGAGGACUGAAACCUUUCCUUCUGGAGUCUUCACGAUUUGUUAUGAAGGAUGACGUUAUUGCCUUAUUGAAACAUGCUGGAGUGCUUCAGAAUGUGUCUCUGGAACAAAUGGAUAUCUCAUGUUGCUGCCAUUUUCAGGAUGUUUCUGAUGAUUAUGAAACCAUUCUUAACCCAUUAGCAGAAGAAUUUUACCCAACAAUUUGUAGGACGAGAAAUGCCACUUCUGGGGAUUUGUGUAACAGAGCAUUUGGAGAUUCCAGCUGUGUGCCAUAUACAAGACCUGUUCAUGAAUGCCGACAUGUGCCCCAUCUUCAGAAAUCUUGUUCUCGAACAUCAAAGUCCUCGCACACACCCUUUGGCUCUACUAAUGAAACCCCUCUACCUCGAAGACAUUUUGAAGUAUGUGGUACUGCUAUUCCCUUCUCCUCUAUUAGGCAGACAGGUGCAUGUUUAUCAUCAAAUGCUGUACAGGAUUGGAAAAUGGAAUUAGUUGCUUCUUAUAAUGAGAGGGUCGAUGGAAGUAAUACUAGCUUCCACCAUGGAGUGGCAACUAGCAAUGAACAGGCAUUUUCUUCAAUGGGAGACGAUGUCGCAGUUAAUACUGAGGCAUAUCACCUCUUUGAAAAUCUGAAAGGCGAUAUGACAAACAAAGAAAAAAACAACAUGGAGUGUAAAAAGGAAAUACCACAACUAAAAAAAGACCUUGAGUCUGAUAUUCAGAGGAGAAACACUGAUUUAGCUCAACAUAGAGAUGUUUAUGAAGAAAUCUGUCAGCAAAUAGAGAAAAUCAAUAAGGAACUUUGUUUAUUACAACAAAAGUUUGAUGAAGAGAUGGAAAUGUAUCAGCCAGAGAAAAAGGAAAACCAGGAAACACUGAAAAUUUUGAAAGCACAAAUAAGCAGUUCGUCAACAACAAAUGAGAGUGUUGCAAAGGACAUCAUGGAGCAGAAUAAGACGUAUGAGACAAAACUUACUUAUUUCACUACAAUAAGCAACCAGUUGGCUGCUGAAAAAGCAGAUUUGAAGCGUGAAAUUGACAGGUACAAGCAGUUGUCUGCAAGACAAACCAAAAGGUCUCAACUAGCUGGGAUUUUGAUGAUUGAGAGCCGUCAAGCCCAAGGCCUCAGAGAACUGAAAAAAUGUGCUGUCCAGGGUAGAACCAUUAUCACCCGCAUCACUGAACUCUUCUCUAGGUACCCUUCUUCGGGACUUGAAGGACUUAUUGAUUCAUGGAAGGCUUGUGUCCACGAUGCAGAGCAAAAAAUUUUCCAAACCCAGGCUCGGUACAGGCAGCAGAUGGAACUGUUUAAGAAUGGGACAAUGCUGUGCAGGCUACCCCAGAUUUCUGUGCCCGCAUGCCCCCCAACACCCUCCGAGCCGAUUUUGGACCCAGAGUCAUCUACACAUCAUCUUGGAUUAAGACAAAUAUACUCACACCAGAGUGCCCAGAUGCCAGCUAGCUUCUCAAAUCAGAACUUUCUCCAAUGGGCUGACAUGCCUGCCCAUGGAACAAAGGCACAAAAUAUCCUUGAGAAGAUGGCCGAUCACUUAAUCACCAUGUUUCCUCAUUUUGAAAGGGAAACCAUCAUAACAUUAAUUAAUGAAGUGAUGUCUGCACAUGGAGGACAUCCUUUGUCGCUGUCUUAUGAAGAGACAAUUAGAACAGUAACCCAGCACAUUUUGAAAUCAUCAGAAGAUGAACAGGUGAACAAGGGGCAAAUGAACUCCAUCAGAUGUCAGGCAAGUGGUCUUGAGGCUCAGUCUGAGAUGGGUCACAUAGCAUCAAGGCCAUAUUCCCCUCUCAGGCCAACAGGAAAGCCUCCUCCAUCCCAUGUGCAGAAAAAUCUAUCCAUUUCAAGACCUUCCAAUUGCAGAACAGAGCAAAUGCAUUCCACCGACAGUCACUCAGGUCUUUUCGAUGCCCAGUCUGAUAGAAGUCAAAUGGAAUCGAGACCAUAUUCACCUGGGAAGCCAACUGGAGCACCAUCUCCUGUCUGGAAACGUGAAGCUGCGCAAAGACAAAAUAGUCGCAGAAUGUUGAAUAUGGAGGACCCUUGCAUAAUUUGUCAUGAAGAUGUGCUUCCUGAGAAUCUGUGUGUACUCGAGUGUCGACAUGGCUUCCAUCAUGAGUGCAUCAACUCAUGGCUGAACACACAAAGUACAUGUCCUACUUGCAGAAAGCAUGUUCUCCAUUCAGCCGAUUUCCCAGUGCUGCCGGUCCGGUUAGACAAAUCUAAUAUGUAGCACUGCAUUCUUACUCUGGACAUUCCUUUCACACUAUGACUUGAUCAUUCCUCUUCUGCAUAAGGAAAUGCUAGCCAAAUUUUAACAUUUGAAACAUUUGUUUUUCUUUUUUUACUUUUAUUUUAAUAUUCGUUUACUUCCAUUUUCUGCUAUGCACAAUUCAAAUGAUUAGUUAGUAUUGCAUACUAAUUUGUCUUGUUUCAUGUUUACCAUCAUGUAGUAAUUAUCAUAAUUUAGUUUUUAAUUGUAUUUUUUUCACUGGCACAUUCAGGAUUACAAUGAAAAAAUCAUUCCCAGCUUAUAUGAGGCUAGCUGUUCCAGUUAUUUUAUUUGUGUCAAAUGUUAACUGGCCUUUAGUGUGAACGCAUAUCCAGUUUGAUGGUUAUGCUUGUUUAAUUUUCUGAAAAUAAAGUUCAGUUUUAAAAUGAAAA
Alosa sapidissima (American shad) is the source of this 6158-nucleotide messenger RNA. It is a transcript of the gene ttc3, whose product is annotated as tetratricopeptide repeat domain 3. The transcript has 45 exons. The coding region runs from base 130 to 5727 and encodes 1865 amino acids. Gene Ontology annotation, molecular function: protein binding. Lineage: Eukaryota; Metazoa; Chordata; Actinopteri; Clupeiformes; Clupeidae. The record is from RefSeq and is a predicted model, not a curated record.